Messenger RNA from Onthophagus taurus, 2483 nucleotides. Its product is annotated as general transcription factor 3C polypeptide 3. Gene Ontology annotation, molecular function: protein binding. NCBI's taxonomy places the organism in Eukaryota, Metazoa, Arthropoda, Insecta, Coleoptera, Scarabaeidae. Gene Ontology annotation, cellular component: transcription factor TFIIIC complex. Gene Ontology annotation, biological process: transcription by RNA polymerase III. The record is from RefSeq and is a predicted model, not a curated record.
UAACUCAGUAUUUUCUAAUAAAUAAUCAAAAAUAAUCAAAUAAAACCCAAUUAAAAGAAAUUUACAUUAAUUAAUCAUGGAAAAUAAUCAAGAAAUUCCGAGUAGCUCAAAAAUUUCAAUAAAAUCGGAAGACUCUCUAAGAAUUGAAUCAACAAAAGCAUCUCCGGAAAUCACCAAAAAUGAUUCCGAUUCGUACGAUAGCGAUGAUUACGAUUUCUCCCAAGACAUAGAUAGCCAAAAUAUAACUGAAAAUUACGAAAAUGAACUUGAUAACGAUUUAUUAGUAGAGGAGGAAGCCCCAAAGGCCCCUCGACGACAAUCUAAAGGACGAUCUAAAAUCCCUUUACAUUUAAAGGGAUUAAUGGGUGAAGCAAACUUAAGAUUUGCACGAGGGGAUUAUGAAACGGCUAAACACAUGUGUUACGAAUUAAUCCGACAGGUCCCCUUGGCUCAUGAGCCUUAUUUAACGUUAGCAAAUUUAUGCGAAAAUGAACCGCAAAGAAGCACUCAAUAUUUAACGAUUGCGGCGCAUUUAAAUCCCAGUGAUGCUCAACAAUGGAUUCGAUUGGCUCAAAUUCAUAUUAGUACGGGUAAUUUGAGGAAAGCGGUUACUUGUUAUACGAGAGCGAUGUUGGGGAGCCCCAAUUCUGCUAACAUUGAUUUACAAUUAAAACGAUUAGAGUUAUUAGAGAAAUUAAACGAUACUAAUUACACGAGGAAAUGUAAAAUAAAAUUGAUUCAUUCGUACCCCCCAAAUCAAGUGGACGAAAUAUUAGCUUUAGCCGAAAACGUGGCUACUUCGUAUCACCAAGAUGGGGAUAACCAAAAAGCCGUUGAUUUAGUUUCGGUUGUUUUUGAAAAGUGCCCAAAAGGGAUUACGUUGGAAAUGGUCAACAUUUACCUCCAAUUAUUAUUAUUAACGAAAAAUUACGUGAAAUGUUUAGACAUUUUCGUGCAAUAUUGCAACAUUGAGAUGGAAAUUUUAAUCGGUGAAAACAAUAAAAUUGCAAUUGAAAGUUAUUCGAUACCAACAACGAUCCACAUCGAUUUAAAAAUAAAAUUCAUCAUCUGUUUGAUUCAUUUAGAGUCGUAUCAAUUUGUUUCAAAUUUAAUUAACGAGUUAUUAGUUGAGGAGGAUGUUGAUCGUAUUGGCGAUUUAUAUUUUGAUGUCGCAGAGAAUCUGAUUACGAUGAAUCAACAUGGAGAAGCUUUAAAAUUAUUAGUCCCGCUGGUAAAGAGCAAAAACUUCUCAUUAGCUGCUAUUUGGUUAAAAUACGGCGAGUGCCAGGAAGUUUGUAAAAUGCCCGAUCAAGCUAUCGAUAGUUAUUACACAGUUUUAAGAUUAGUCCCACAACACCAUGAAGUACGAUUUCCUUUAUCAGAUCUUUUAAUUGCUAAAAACAAAUUAUCGGAUGCUUUGGAUGUGUUAACGCAAGAUUAUAAUUCGGGGGAAAUCCACGUAAAAUUAUUAAUUAAAAAAAUAAACCUUUUAAAAGAAAUUGGAGAUUUUAAAGCUUACUUUAAAUCGGUGAAAAUUUUAUUAUCGCGACAUUGCGUUGAAGUUAAGAACGCAACGGAGAUUCAAAGCUUAUUUUUGGAAAGUACAUCAGAAAAAUGGACGAGAAUUAAAAGAAUUCGGGCUUUGGGAGGCGAUCAAAGUCAAAUCCCCGAAAUUAAAAGUGUUGAGGAUAUCCCAAUUAACGACGAAUACAAAUUAUUUAAGGACUGUUUAAAAGUUUGUUUAGAUAAAAAAGAGUACGCUUUAUUACAAAAAUUAUCGUAUUUAGUGCUAAAUUCAACGAAAUUUAAAAACAACAUAAAAGAACUUUUACAAAUCGCUUUGUAUUCGUGCAUCUCGAACGAUGAUUAUUUAAACGGUUACACAAUAGCGAGAUUGAUUAUGUUAAAAAAUUUAAACAGUAACGUACAUUUAAAUUUAUUAAAUUUGAUACUACAAAGAUUGGAGGAGGCGAAAUUCUCAAAGUUCGUUAUGAGACAAUCGAAAACUUUGCACAAAGAUUACGGGAAAAUCUUGGAAGCCAACAACGCUUUGUGUGCCGGCUCCUAUAAAAUAGCAAUUAUGAUUUUAAUGCCAAUUUUUAAACAACAUUUAUCACCCUAUAUCACGUUUCUGAUGGGGGUUAAUUUUUUGCAAUUGUCCCAGCAAAAGCGGAGAUCAAAAACGAAAAAUUUCACUCCGAUUGUGUACUCGUUGUUUUCGCAUUACGCAAACGAACGGAGUCAAGAUGCUUUUCACGAGAUUAAUUAUAAUUUGGGGAGGAUGUACCAAAAGUAUGGAAUUUUGCAUUUAGCCGUUUAUUAUUAUCGGUUAGUUUUGGAAUUUCAACAUCCGUUAAUUGAGGAGCACCCCGAUGUUUUAUCGUUGAGGAGAGAAGCCGCUUUUAAUCUAUUUCUAAUUUAUAAGGAUUGCAAUAAUUAUGUUGGAGCAAGAAAUUUGUUAAUAAAAUAUUUGACGGUUUGAA